Molecule: messenger RNA, 2674 nt
Organism: Leptidea sinapis
Lineage: Eukaryota; Metazoa; Arthropoda; Insecta; Lepidoptera; Pieridae
Gene: Hlc
Product: probable ATP-dependent RNA helicase DDX56
Exons: 10
Coding region: 271-1953 (560 amino acids)
Cellular component (GO): nucleolus
Molecular function (GO): ATP binding; nucleic acid binding; RNA helicase activity
Source: RefSeq, a predicted model, not a curated record
UGACUUGUGGUCACCUUGUGAAGCCUUGUGGUAAAUGGAUAAGUUUUGGACUUUGGUUUCAUCAUUUCAUUCAAAGAGAAAUACAUUCAUGUUUGGUAUCUGUAGUUAUAGUUGGAUUUGUUGGAAGAAUUGAUAUAGUGAGACAUGUGUAAUUUAUUUUAAUUUUGAAAGAACUCUAAAGUUAAAUUUAAAGCAUUCUUUUAUAAUAACGGUACUGUAUAGUGUAUACAAAUAAUUAAUCACAUGUAAAGCUAAUACAUAACCUAAAACAUGGGCGAAGAAAAUAAAAUGAUGUUUCACGAAAUGGAAUUGGACGACCGUAUUUUAAAGGCAUUAUCACAAGUUGGUUGGUCACACCCUACUGUAAUACAAGAGACUGCAAUACCUCUCCUCUUGGAAGGAAAGGACGUCCUGAUGAGAGCAAGAACUGGUUCUGGUAAAACUGCAGCAUUUGCAAUACCAGUCAUCCAAAAAAUAUUGAAUUUGAAAAACACUAGUACUUAUCAGUGUAUCAGAGCCCUUAUUCUCUCCCCAAGUAAGGAGUUAUGUGGUCAGAUUGCUUCAGUGAUUGCAGAUCUCACAUUGAAAUGCUCUAGAGAAGUAAAGUGCAUAGAUAUCUCAGCCAGUGGUGACAUGCAUAUACAGAAGUCGUUGUUAUCAGACCAGCCUGACAUAGUGGUGGCAACACCCGCCCGAGCACUAGCACAUCUUAAAGCUAACAGUAUGAGGCUUAAGGAGGAUCUGUCCGUUCUAGUUGUUGAUGAAGCUGACCUUGUCUUUUCCUUUGGAUAUGAAGAUGAAGUGAAGGAACUGUUAGGGUUUUUACCAAAAAUAUACCAAGCCGUUCUAGCAUCUGCCACACUAUCAGAUGAUGUUCUAAGUCUCAAAAAGAUAGUGCUCCGUAAUCCGGUAACCCUGAAACUAGAAGAGCCUGAGCUGGCACCAUCAUCACAACUGCAGCACUACCAUCUCUAUGCAGAAGAGGAUGACAAGGCGGCCAUAUUGUAUGCACUACUCAAACUUAAUUUGAUAAGGGGGAAAAGUAUCAUAUUUGUAAGAACAGUGGAUAGAUGUUACAAGCUUAAAUUAUAUUUGGAACAGUUCAAGAUUGGUUCGUGUGUUUUGAACUCGGAACUACCAGCUUCAAUCAGAUGUUUAUCUGUGGAUCAGUUCAACAGAGGCAGGUUCCAAAUAAUUAUUGCAUCUGAUGAAAAGGCUUUGGAGAAGCCUGAUGGAGGGUUACUAAAAGGAGAAGACAUCAGAAAAAAGAAAAAGCAAAAAUCGAAACGUAAAAAGGACAGAGAGUCAGGAGUGUCUCGGGGGAUUGACUUCCAGCAUGUCUCCAACGUUAUCAACUUCGAUUUUCCUUUAGAUGUCAAUUCCUAUGUACACAGAGCGGGGAGGACGGCUCGAGGGAACAACCAAGGAUCGGUGCUAUCGUUUGUUUCAAUUAAGGAGAAGCCGUUGAUGGAAGAUGUAGAAGCUCAUUUAUCAAAAGGAUUCAAUGGACAAAAAGUAAUACAGAAGUACUCGUUCGCGCUGGAGGAAGUGGAGGGAUUCCGGUACCGGUCGCGAGACGCUUGGCGCGCUGUCACUCGUAUCGCCGUGCGGGAAGCACGCCUGCAGGAGAUCAAACGCGAGCUGCUCAACUGUGACAAGCUGAAGGGAUACUUCGAACAGCAGCCGGGUGAGCUCGCUGCCAUCAAGCGGGACAAGGCGCUGCACACGGUUCGCCUGCAGCAGCACCUGGCGCACGUGCCCGCCUACCUGCUGCCGGCUGCGCUGCGCGGGGACGACGGAGACGAAGACACCCCCGCUCCGGCCCCCGCCAAACGGAGGCAGCCGCACAAGUUCGGAAGUGCCAAGCGGCACAAGUAUCAGGCACGACAGAGCAACCCCUUGCACAGCUUCGAGGUGAAGGGCCUGCAGGGGGCUUCCACCGACACCACGUGACCAGCACCUCCUGCCGACCGCGACACACACCUGUUAGUAUGGAGAAAGAAGAUACCCCGAACCCAAGUUCCCAUCCUGGGCGGUCACUCUAUAAACAGAUUCAUAUCGCAUUGCAGUAUACUAUCAGGCACAUUAUUAAUUAGAUAAAUAUAAUAUUAUAUGACUAUUCGAUCAUUAAGGUAUAUCGAUAGUGAACAUGACAGUAUAUUUUUGGUUAAGCAUCAUUAUACCUAUCUACAAUGAUACAAAUUCCAUAAGUAAAAAAUAUAUAAUAACAUUUAUUUUAUAUUCACGGCUAUAAGAAACUAUAAACUAGUUUUCUGUAGAUAUAUUUAUUUAAGAUUGUGUUAGUCGCAUCUGUAGGUCAUUAUCAAAUCAUAUCAAAUGUAUUUAAUUGCAUACUUUUCCACUCGCUAAAUUUGUGUCAUAGUUGAAACAUAAUUAGCCAAUAUAUAAAAGAAGCAUUGGUACUGCAAUGUGUUAAGAACACUAAAGUUUUGUACAACAAUCUGUAAGUUGUUUAGAGUGAUCGCUUUAAAACUUGGAUAUUUUUUAACAAACAAGUGUAUUUUAUAUGGAAUGAUGUAAAUGUUUCAAUAAAUCCUGCUUGAUAUUGUGUUUCCGUUAACACAGCGCGUCGCCCGUCAGCCGAUUUCGGUUAGUACCCGCCUGUGUUAUCUGUUUGCCACCGCAAUACCACAAUAUACUAUGUUCAAUAUAA